Molecule: messenger RNA, 1237 nt
Organism: Elgaria multicarinata webbii
Lineage: Eukaryota; Metazoa; Chordata; Lepidosauria; Squamata; Anguidae
Gene: ACKR4
Product: atypical chemokine receptor 4
Exons: 2
Coding region: 55-1122 (355 amino acids)
Biological process (GO): G protein-coupled receptor signaling pathway; immune response; positive regulation of cytosolic calcium ion concentration
Cellular component (GO): membrane; external side of plasma membrane
Molecular function (GO): C-C chemokine binding; scavenger receptor activity; C-C chemokine receptor activity
Source: RefSeq, a predicted model, not a curated record
AGCAGACAUCAAAACUGCAGCUCCUGCUACUAGAAAGGAGGAACAGCUUCUUCCAUGGAGUCCUACAUAAACUCUUCAGAAGACUACUACUACUACUACCGUGAUGACUUUAAUGCUACUGUUGACUACACUUUAUUUGAAAUGUUGUGCAUCAAAGAAGAGGUAAGAACUUUCAACAAGUCGUUCCUACCAGCAUUUUACUCGAUUGUCUUCCUUGUUGGGCUUGCUGGGAAUUCCCUCGUGGUGGCAAUUUACGCCUACUUCAAAAAACUGAGGACCAGAACAGAUGUAUACAUCAUGAAUUUGGCAAUUGCCGAUUUGUUACUGCUUUUCACUCUUCCGUUCUGGGCGGCAAAUGCUGUACACGGAUGGGUGAUGGGUAUCCCCUUGUGCAAAAUCACCUCCGCUAUGUACACCAUGACCUUCAGCGCUAGCAUGCAGUUCCUGGCCUGCAUCAGCGUCGACCGAUACAAGGCCGUCGUCAAAUCCCAAGGCCAGCAAGGCGUUAUGAAGCAAUGCAGCAAAACGUGUUCCUUUGUCUGGAUGGCUGCCAUUUUGCUUUGCAUUCCCGAUCUAAUUUUUAACACGGUCAAGGAGCAUCAUAACAGAUUUGCCUGCCUUUACACAUUUCCCGAGAGCUUAGGGAAAAUCAUUAAAGUCACCCUCGAAAUCAUGGAAACGUUCCUGAGUUUUGUGCUGCCCUUCUUCGUCAUGCUGGUUUGCUACACUGGAGUGGCCAGAGCUCUCAUCGGGAGCCCCAGUGUUAAAAAAUACAAGCCUCUGAAAGUCCUCGCUGCAAUCAUUUUGGCCUUUAUCAUCACCCAACUGCCUUACAACGUCAUCAAGGUUUGGAGAGCCAUAGAGAUCAUCCAGCCCCUGGUGAAGGACUGCCACGUCAGCAAAGCCGUUGAUGUUGCAUUGCAGGUAACCAACAGCUUCGCCUUGUUUCACAGCUGCCUCAACCCCAUCCUGUAUUUCUUUAUGGGGGCCUCUUUCAGAAUGCAUAUGGUCAAAAUAGCAAAACGUUAUGGCUACUGGAGAAGACAACAGAGCACAGCACCUGAAGAGAUUUGUAUGGACCAUGAAGACACAGCAGGACAAACAAGUAGUUUUAGUAUUUAGAAAGUCGGAGGAAGAGAGCUAUUAGCCUCCAGUAGAGGCUGGCUGCAAUGUGGGCAGGACAGUGAAUUCGCUCAAGGUUUCAGUCAGAACCAUGGACAGCUCUUUUAGACUUCUG